Molecule: messenger RNA, 1799 nt
Organism: Oncorhynchus mykiss (rainbow trout)
Lineage: Eukaryota; Metazoa; Chordata; Actinopteri; Salmoniformes; Salmonidae
Product: dual specificity protein phosphatase 22-B
Biological process (GO): signal transduction; protein dephosphorylation
Cellular component (GO): cytosol
Molecular function (GO): protein tyrosine phosphatase activity
Source: RefSeq, a predicted model, not a curated record
CCCCAGAGAGCAGUGGCCACGGGAUGGCCACAUACCAAAACAGUCACAUAGCAGGGUUAAGGUCACAUUGCGUCAUUAUUAAUGACCAACAGUUAGAUUAAUCGACUGUCUGCAGCCAUAACCACAACGGGCAAACCCGGUGCCACGCACACUCUAUGAGAACUUCCAAGGUCUCAUUAAAUAGAUGACGAGUUAGGAACAGGAGAAGAUUGAAUGGCCUGAAAACUACACGAAAGGAAAGACUACUAUCUGCCUGUUGAGAGGGCUUGGCACCAGCUACCUGCUUCUGGGAGAUAAAUUAUCCCGAAAACAUUGGCUACUUUUCAAACAGGCUGUUCAGACUACUAUGCUAUCUAUUUUGAAUAAGACAUUUAAGCAUUAGGUUGAAGCGUCUGUCAGAGGGAUACUUUCUUCCCAGGACAUGGGGAAUGGAAUAAACAAGGUGCUGCCUGAUCUCUAUCUGGGAAACUUCAAAGAUGCGCGGGACAAGGAGCUGUUGGCGAAGCACAAUAUCACCCACAUCCUUUCCAUCCAUGACACCGCUGCCCCCAUUCUAGAGGAGAUGAAAUACCUCUGCAUCCCUGCUGCGGAUGCCUCCAAACAAAACCUCUCAAACUGCAGCCCUAGUCCAAGCUUUAUAUCUGUCUUCAGGACCCCGUUUUUUAAGGACAGCAUCAUUUUCAUCCACGAGUCCAGACUCAAAGGGAAAGGCUGCCUGGUCCACUGUGUUGCAGGUGUGUCUCGUAGCGUUACGUUGGUGGUGGUUUACAUCAUGACAGUUACUGGGCGGGGCUGGGUGGAGUCGUUAGCUGCGGUGAGGGUGGUACGGCCGUGUGCUGGACCUAACGUGGGGUUCUUAAGGCAGCUAGAGGACUUUGAGAAUCUAGAGUUGGCACAGUAUAGGGAAUGGUUUAAGGACAGGUAUAAGGAGAACCAUUUUAAUGAUGAAGAGGAGAUCAGAGCCCUUCUGUGGCAGAAGUCUCAGGCCAUCAGUGAGUCCAUAGCAACGGCCACGGCAACGGCGGCUCAGCUAGCCACCAGCAACACAUGACCCCAUGGUCUCCUGCCUGCUCAGCCCACGCCAGACAGCUGUCACUCACCCAAUGCCCAGCCAAUCACCGUUUGACUUCAAUAUAUAUAGGUGGGACUGAGUUUCUUAUUCAGUUCAACCAACUGUAGGUUAGACCAACUGGAAAAUGUUGAUUACAAAAAAAUGUACAGGUACAGGUCAUGAGGGGGAUUUCUCAGUGGUCCCUGUGUGCGACUGGGUUCUUGCUCUCCCUUAACAGUCACAGCAACAUGCAAGAGCAGUCAAUCUGAACGCUCAGGAAAUAUACAUUACAAGCCUACAUUACACACACAGAGAGAGAGUGAGAGAGAGAGAGUAAACCUAUAACUUCUAUAAUCUCCCCCACUCCUGUCCAUACACACUCCCUCCCCCUCUGAGUGUGGCGUGUGUGGGUUUGUGUGUGUGUGUGCUUUGUGUUUAGCCUAUUACAAGGAAUACAUCUCUGUAUAUUCAUAGGCCUAAAAGUUAUGUGAAACGUAGCACUGUAUCUUUGUAGACCGACAGAGAUUUUGAUUGAUUAUUCUUGACCAUGGAUUAUAAAAAAGUACUUAAAAUGUGUCUACUGUUUCCAUGCAUAUAGAGGUGGUUAAACUUAGGCAAUAUCACCAAGCACAGACACAUUUUCAUGUUAUCCCCACUAGGCAAUCUUCUUUAUCACAAUGAUAAUUAGCCUAUGACUUUAGGAAUUAUAAUGAUUACAUAGGUUACUUAUUAAAAAAUUGGUCUCUGA